GUCCUAUCGAUAGCACAGCUAAUAUUCUGCCUUGUACUAGCACCUCUCCUGGUGCCUCAUAUUAUGGUGUCAAAUUCAAUCUUUUGCCGUGGCCUCAGUAGCCUAGAAUAUAAUACACCUCGUCCAAGAGUGACAAUCCAUGUUGAUGGCCAAGGCCCUGGCCUCAAUAAACCCUACACAACACUAGAUCAGAUCGAGGGUACCGUGAGUAUUGACGUCAAUCAUACAACAAAAUUUCACGACAUCGACAUCUCUUUUGAAGGGUAUUCCAAGGUCUCUGUCGAGCGGACAGUUCAAGUCCCUGGCCAAAGGGUCGCUCACCAUACUUUUCUACGACUCCGCCAACCUAUCGAACCGGAUGCAUACCCAAAGUCCGGCUUUCUAGAGCCUAAAAGAUCUUAUCAAUUCCCUUUCAUAUUCGUUAUCCCCGAGCGUCUACUCCCGCAAUCAUGCGACCACGAACAAAGCGAUGUCAUUAUCCGACCGACACAUACCCAACUUCCCCCAACUUUUGGCAGCCACGGUCCUGGUGGAUCAUGUUUGAAUGACAUGGCCCCUGACACAUGCCAGAUAUCUUACGCGAUCCGCGUGCGAAUUCUAAAGGAGUCACCUGGAGAUAGUCGCCCUCUGAGACCAUUCGUAGAUGUCUCGAGAAAGUUGCGCGUUAUCCCAAUCAUCAACCGGGAAUUGCUUCGCAAAGUUAAUGAGAAGGGACGCCAGCACAGCAUGCGAAGGGAAAAGCCUGUCAAGUGUGGAUUGAUCAAGCAGAAUCUUGGACAGUUGGUAGUCACUGCCUGUCCACCAGAACCCAUCCUACUAGAUCAUCUGGGUAGCGGUACACACACGACCGAUACUGCCAUUACGGUACACCUACAGUUUCAUCCCAAGGGAGAUGAACAGCCUCCGCAACAGAAGACUCUGCAAAUUAAACUGAGCGUGUUGACCUUUCACGCCUCUACUCCAUGGAAAAGCCACCCAUUAGGCGUGGAUUCAAUAGACCCUGGGGAGAUACACCAAGAUUUGGCUAUCAAAGAGGUGCCGCUUUCCUCGUACUCCUUCGCGUCUACGGGGUGGACCAAGCAGUCCUCAUCUAAGGGGCCAACUCGUUCUCUUCGCCUGUUGACCAAGGAGCGUCGCUUAGGAGAGUCUCUGAUACAAGGUAAUUACUACACAACAUCUAUCACCGUACCGAUUACCCUACCAAAGAACAUACACUUCGUCUCAACCUUUCACUCGUGCUUUAUCUCUCGCAUUUACAACCUCAAUCUUUGUGUUUCUUAUUAUAUGCCGAAGAAAAGCAUCCUGAAGUCCACCCUAACUCUCAAAGUGCCAAUCACGCUCGAUGUCGCUGCGCCUUUUUUAUGGGAUGGUUCAAAACGAAAUGAGAAAUUAUUCACACCCUUAACUCUUCUUAUUCCUUGA
Messenger RNA from Aspergillus alliaceus, 1422 nucleotides. RefSeq lists its product as uncharacterized. The transcript is spliced from 3 exons. NCBI's taxonomy places the organism in Eukaryota, Fungi, Ascomycota, Eurotiomycetes, Eurotiales, Aspergillaceae. The record is from RefSeq and is a predicted model, not a curated record. The coding region runs from base 64 to 1422 and encodes 452 amino acids.